AUGAAGAUAUUGAAUCUAUCGUCAAAUAAAAUUGCGAAGAUACCAGAUUCAUUGUGUGCAUUAGAACAGUUGACAGAACUUUACAUGGAGUAUAAUGCAUUGACUGCUAUACCAGAUGAGAUUGGUAAAUUGAAGAGUUUGAAUAUAUUGAAACUAAAUAACAAUAAAAUUGCGAAGAUACCAGAUUCACUGUGUGCAUUAGAACAGUUAACAGAACUUUACAUGGGAUCUGAUGCAUUGACUGCUAUACCAGAUGCGAUUGGUAAAUUGAAGAGUAUGAAGAUAUUGAAACUAGAUGAAAAUGAAAUUGAGAAGAUACCAGAUUCACUGUGUGCAUUAGAACAGUUGACAGAACUUAACAUGAAGUACAAUGCAUUGACUGCUAUACCAGAUGAGAUUGGUAAAUUGAAGAGUAUGAAGAUAUUGAAUCUAAGGUCAAAUAAAUUUGCGAAGAUACCAGAUUCAUUGUGUGCAUUAGAACAGUUGACAGAACUUAACAUGAAGUCUAAUGCAUUGACAUCUAUACCAGAUGAGAUUAGUAAAUUGAAGAGUAUGAAGACAUUGAAUCUAUCAGCCAAUACAAUUGAGAAGAUACCAGAUUCAUUGUGUGCAUUAGAACAGUUGACAGAACUUAACAUGAAGUACAAUGCAUUGACUGCUAUACCAGACGAGAUUGGUAAAUUGAAGA
Messenger RNA from Saccoglossus kowalevskii, 688 nucleotides. RefSeq names its product malignant fibrous histiocytoma-amplified sequence 1 homolog. NCBI's taxonomy places the organism in Eukaryota, Metazoa, Hemichordata, Enteropneusta, Harrimaniidae. The record is from RefSeq and is a predicted model, not a curated record.